Anopheles nili is the source of this 1249-nucleotide messenger RNA. RefSeq names its product cyclin-dependent kinase 9 (gene Cdk9). NCBI's taxonomy places the organism in Eukaryota, Metazoa, Arthropoda, Insecta, Diptera, Culicidae. Gene Ontology annotation, molecular function: cyclin-dependent protein serine/threonine kinase activity; ATP binding. The transcript is spliced from 4 exons. Gene Ontology annotation, cellular component: nucleus. Gene Ontology annotation, biological process: protein phosphorylation. The record is from RefSeq and is a predicted model, not a curated record. Bases 1 to 1194 code for a protein of 397 amino acids.
AUGAGCGGAACCGACCAUUCCAGCGCUGGCGGACAGAUGUCGACCUCCAGCACGAUGCUGAGUUUGGCCGACAAGCAGAAGUACAUCGAAAACUACGACUUUCCGUACUGCGAUGAAUCAAGCAAGUACGAGAAGGUGACCAAAAUCGGACAAGGAACAUUCGGUGAGGUAUUCAAGGCAAGGGAGAAGAAAUCAACCAAAAAGUUCGUUGCCCUCAAGAAGGUGCUGAUGGAAAAUGAGAAAGAAGGCUUCCCGAUUACGGCACUGCGCGAAAUCCGCAUUCUACAACUGCUGAAGCACGAAAAUGUAGUCAAUCUAAUAGAGAUCUGUCGCACGAAGGCAACUGUCCAUAAUCGCUAUCGGUCUACGUUCUAUCUGGUGUUUGAUUUCUGCGAGCACGACUUGGCCGGGUUGCUGUCCAACAUCAACGUCAAGUUUAACCUGGGUGAAAUUAAGAAAGUAAUGCAGCAACUACUGAACGGUCUGUACUACAUUCACAGCAACAAGAUCCUUCACCGUGACAUGAAAGCCGCUAACGUGCUAAUAACGAAGAACGGUGUACUGAAGCUGGCCGAUUUCGGGCUCGCCCGUGCCUUUAGUGUGUCCAAGAAUGGCCUGCCCAACCGGUACACGAACCGCGUCGUGACGCUCUGGUACCGACCACCGGAGCUGCUGCUGGGUGAUCGCAACUAUGGACCACCGGUGGACAUGUGGGGUGCCGGGUGCAUCAUGGCCGAGAUGUGGACACGUUCGCCGAUCAUGCAGGGCGCCACCGAACAGCAGCAGCUCAUUCUCAUCUCACAGCUGUGCGGUUCGUUCACCAACGACGUGUGGGCUGACGUGGAGAAUCUCGAGCUGUUCCACAAAAUGGAGCUGCCGAUGGGUCACAAGCGGAAGGUGCGCGAGCGGCUGCGCCCGUACGUGAAAGACCCACACGGAAUCGACCUGCUUGACUACCUGUUGAUGCUGGAUCCAAAGAAGCGCAUCGAUGCCGACACCGCACUCAACCACGACUUCUUCUGGACCGAUCCGAUGCCUUGCGAUUUGAGUAAGAUGCUGUCGCAGCACACGCAGAGCAUGUUCGAGUAUCUGACGCCACCGAGACGACCGGGCCACAUCCGGCACUAUCAGCAGCAGAUGGUCAAUAUGCAGGCGAAGCCGCAGGACAACAGUUACCAGGAUCGGGUGUACUAGGUUUAAGUUUUCCCCAAUAUUACCGACGCGGUAUACUUCCCGCAUCGGCAGCAUA